AUGAUCUUGCUCGGCACGGAAAACAUCAUCAUCCGCGAUGUCUUGACAGAAAAGUUCGACAAACCCGCCUCGGUCGACCAGACUUUCACAGACUUUGACGGUGUAGCAUACCAUCUUGAGUCAACCAGCAAGGCAGGGCCACUCACGCUUUCGAUGGACAUUCGAUGUUGGUCCGAACUUGUACAGGCUGGUGCAAUGGAAGUGCUCAAGCGCGAAUACAACUCAUGGAUUCGAGACGCAGUGGAGCCGGAGUACAGUGUAACGCUCGAAUUCGACUAUGCCAAAGUGCCAGCUGCGGGACCGGAACGUGAUGCGCUCAUCGCCAGCGUCUCGCUACUCAAGCGCAAUGCUAUGGCAGCACCUUUUGAGCGAGCAUUUGCGAUGCAGAAGCAGCUUGAACAGGAGGCGGAAAGCAAUGUGCCUAGCACGGGCACUGAAAUCAUGCCCAUCAACUACCGUGAUGACGAGGCGAUCUACGUGAUCCCGUCUGCGGAUCGUGUCACAGUGGUAUUCACCACGACGUUCAAGGAGGAGACGGACAAGGUACUUGGCAAAGUGUUCUUGCAAGAGUUCGUGGACGCACGUCGACAACCCUCGAUCCAGAAUGCACCACAGGUAUUGUACUCGAAUCGCGAACCUCCGCUUGAGGUGCGUAAUGUAGCCGGCCUCAACAAGGGCGACGAUGUGGGCUAUGUUACCUUUGUGCUGUUCCCAAGACACUUUAGCAACGCUGAGGUGAUGGCGAGCACCAUCUCGCGUAUCCAGCUCUUCCGCGACUAUCUACACUACCACAUCAAAUGUUCCAAGGCCUACAUGCACAGCAGGAUGCGUCAUCGCGUCGCCGAGUUUCUCAAAGUGCUCAAUCGCGCCAAGCCCGAGCUGGCCGAGAAGGAGAGGAAGACGGCCAGUGGUAGGACGUUUCGUCGCGCGUAA
Mycosarcoma maydis (corn smut) is the source of this 933-nucleotide messenger RNA. Its product is annotated as putative Arp2/3 complex, subunit protein. Gene Ontology annotation, biological process: actin filament polymerization; Arp2/3 complex-mediated actin nucleation. Bases 1 to 933 code for a protein of 310 amino acids. The record is from RefSeq and is a predicted model, not a curated record. NCBI's taxonomy places the organism in Eukaryota, Fungi, Basidiomycota, Ustilaginomycetes, Ustilaginales. The transcript is spliced from 2 exons. Gene Ontology annotation, cellular component: Arp2/3 protein complex; actin cytoskeleton. Gene Ontology annotation, molecular function: structural constituent of cytoskeleton; actin filament binding.